Molecule: messenger RNA, 2090 nt
Organism: Anopheles coluzzii
Lineage: Eukaryota; Metazoa; Arthropoda; Insecta; Diptera; Culicidae
Gene: Rab4
Product: ras-related protein Rab-4B
Exons: 3
Coding region: 191-865 (224 amino acids)
Biological process (GO): regulation of endocytosis; Rab protein signal transduction
Cellular component (GO): endosome
Molecular function (GO): GTP binding; GTPase activity
Source: RefSeq, a predicted model, not a curated record
AAUAAAGACACAGAAAAAUAAAUGUUUCCAUCUGAAAGGUUUAUAUUGUGCAAAGUAACAGUAAUUGUUUCCUCUCGACAAGCAAAGUGCGUUUUGAAAUAGAGCGUAAUAUUCUAUCUUCUUUUCGGGUGCUAAUCCUCCCGCAAAUAAGCUGCCAACAGUAGCUGACGACGGUUUAAGUGUAGAAAACAUGUCGGAGUCCUACGAUUAUCUUUUCAAGUUUCUCAUCAUUGGCCGUGCUGGUAGUGGCAAAUCCUGCUUGCUUCAUCACUUUAUCGAGAACAAGUUUAAGGAGGACAGCUCACAUACAAUCGGGGUCGAAUUUGGAUCCCGGAUCGUGAAUGUCGGCGGCAAAUCGAUAAAGCUACAGAUUUGGGAUACGGCUGGACAGGAGCGUUUUCGAUCGGUGACGCGGUCGUACUAUCGUGGUGCUGCUGGUGCUUUGCUGGUGUACGAUACGACUUCACGGGACAGCUUCAAUGUGCUCUGGAACUGGCUGAACGAUGCGCGUACGUUGGCAAGCCAGAACAUCUGCAUACUGCUCGUGGGAAACAAAAAAGAUCUGGAAGAGGAUCGCGAGGUCACGUUCCUGGAGGCGAGCAACUUUGCGCAGGAGAACGAGCUCAUCUUUCUAGAGACGAGCGCCAAGACGGGUGAAAACGUAGAGGAGGCAUUCCUGAAAUGCUCCAAAACCAUCCUUGCGAAGAUCGAAACGGGGGAGCUCGAUCCGGAACGGAUUGGCAGUGGCAUUCAGUACGGGGACACCUCGGCACGCAAUGCGGCCGGAACGCUCGCGAGCGGACAGCAGCCGAGGAGCCGACUGCGGCCGGAUUGUUCCGGCGGCGGCGGCAGUUGCCGAUCGUAGAAAGUGACGAAGGCUAGUGACGCCCGCGGUCUGUGUAAGUUUGUACCAUGAUCAAUCCUGUUCUUAUAUAUCAAGUUUGCCUACACUCUGGGGCGGAAUGUAUUGAAAUGGUGGGUACCGCUACCCAGGGUGGGCGACAUCCGUGACGGGUGUCCGUUAUCCGAGCACAGGAUAUGCAUUCGUUGGGACUGUUUCAAUCAAAACGAGAAGCAUUGCUUCUUUCUGUGUGCAGAGGAAUGAAUCUCAAAAUUGUGCUACCUUAAAUGAUUAUAUUCACGCAAAAGGCGAAAAGAGUUGUGCGGAUGGCCGUUGGCCAUUCGAGUUAUUUUGGAUUCAGUAUUGGACAAUUACAUACUAUACUAAAACUACGCUAUUCAUUCAGAUGCAAGAGUGUCUGAAGCAUCCUAUCGACCUGCGCCUUUUCGAACGCAUUUCAGUCAAUCUGUGUUACACUUGAACUUAUCAUUCAUAAACACACACUAAUCUUCCCGGUUUAACAUGAUAUUGAUAUUAUCCCUUGGUAGUUUUCUCCGUGCUUUGGUUGUUGUUACACAUUGUAUUACAUAGUAUGGCGCUUGUUUUUCUUUUACGUUAAUGUUUCAUUUAUCAAUUUGCACAAUUUCCCCACCAAUUUAACUAGGUAUCCAGCUAGAUCAUUAUUUACCGCGAUUUGGAUAAUUACUUCAGCAAAACGAAUAACAUGUUUUCAAAUAAAUAUGCUAGGGACCCGAAAUUCUGAGUGAGAUACGUAUGCUUCUCAAAAAUUUAAAGCCACCUAUUAAUCAAACGACAGCAACAAACUUAGCAAAUAGUAAAAUUAUUUUCCCUCAAUAGCUUUCCGUUAUACUCCAAUGAGUAGUUUUGCAACCCAAUUGGUGAUUUGGUUCGAUGUCAAGAGGAUCGGAAGAAUCGAUUUAUAUUAAAACAACUGUACCGUAGAUUUAAAUGACAGAGCCUUCGGUUUAACACCGGUUUGAAAUGUUUAGGGAAUGUGAUGUUAAAUUACGAAUCGCGGGGCAAUGUGCAGAGACGACUAAACAACUUAAACCACUUAGAUGUAACUGUAAAGAAAGAAAAGUGAGAUAGAGAGGGAGGGAACGAGAGCGAUAACAAAAAAAAAACAUAAAAAUCGAACUACAAAAUGAAACUUUAUUGUGCAUUAGAUAUCUUUAUACCUGAGUAGACGGGAGGAGAACAUUAAAACCAAUAAAUUUGUUCAACGAUA